Molecule: messenger RNA, 2472 nt
Organism: Caenorhabditis remanei
Lineage: Eukaryota; Metazoa; Nematoda; Chromadorea; Rhabditida; Rhabditidae
Exons: 6
Coding region: 1-2472 (823 amino acids)
Source: RefSeq, a predicted model, not a curated record
AUGGAAAUCGACGACUGUAUUCGUGAGAAUAUACCAUGGUCAAAUCUAUCCGCUGAUAUUAAAGUAAUCCUCGGAAAUUCGUCGAAAGAAUAUGAGAAACGGGUUGUCGAGUAUUCCAUUCAGAAUCAGUUGAGGUAUAAGGGAAAUUUAGUCCGGCACAUGAAAAAGAGCGAGGAGGCAUAUUAUGAUCAGUUAUUGCGGUUUUCCGAGUCACACCUGAUGCUCUACCCGUAUCAUUUAUCGGAUAUCACUGUCACAGAAAUGAGACUUUCUCCGUUUAGUUAUUAUGCUAAUAUACUGACAGAAAUGCUGAACACUGAAAAAUCCUACGAUUCUCUUCCAAACUUCACCGCAGCCGAUGCUGUCAGACUUCUAGGAAUCGGGCGGAAUCAGUACAUUGAACUGAUGAAUCAAACCAGAUCAAAUCGAAAAUUCCUUCGUCGCAGCAAGACGGCCCGUGAGCUCCUUCCCCAAAAACCCGCAAAAAUGGUGAUCGAAUCAUGGUGGAUGACGAAUGUCGGCUCGAUUCUGGAGAGCGAUGUGAAGGCGUUGAGUGACGAGGAGAAACAAGUCAUCGAUCGACUUCUCGACACGAAUUCAGCGAUUCCGGCGGGUCUUCUGAAGUAUUCCGUCGUAACGUCGUUGUAUGAUCGAGGAUUGGUUUAUUUCGAUGUGCCAGUUGACGACAAUGAUUAUAUCUACGUGGCGCCUCUAGAUGGUUUCGUUAUGAAUCGAGUGCUAGGCGACUAUUUCGAGACAUUGCUCUAUAAGAUUUUUGUCGCUAUCGAUGAUCAGACGACAGUUUUAGAAAUGUCUCAAAUCCUUCAUAUCAAUCUGCAACUCGUUAAAAACGCGAUUUCUCUCUUCUGUCGGUUGGGAUUCGCUAGAAAACGAGUGACUGGUGCUGAGAAUUUGACGAUUCACACCUCAUGGACCUCGAAUUCAACAGUGACGACGCCAAUGUCGCCGGUUUCUCCGAUGGCAAGCAUGAUCACAAACACAUCGGAUGAAAUGAAUGAGUUGACGAAGACGUUAUUACGAGGAGACGACGAUGAGGCAGACGAGGCGUUGUCUCCGGUUUCAGAAGACACCGCUCUUCGGGCGUCCUCUCCGAACCCGUCUCUCAAUGAUUCAGUAAUGACUUUUCAAUCCCUUACUUCAUCUCAAACUGCUUCCGAUCUCUCUGGUAACGCUGGAACAGUGAAUCGAGCUGCCUUCAUCUUCGACUCAACACUAACCGCUUUCCUAAUGAUGGGAAACCUGUCAGCCUCACUAAAAGGUCAUGCAGUGGCUCUGUUCGAAGUGGGAAAACUGGCCGACGAGCAAAUGAAGGAUUUUCUGGAACAGCUGGAGACAGUGAAUCAGUUUGCAGAAGGAGAUGCUCAGAGAUAUUCAAUGCACGCGACGGCUCUGUUGGAUUCGUUGAAAAGUUUGCGGCAGGAGAGAGAGGCGGAUUUAGUGAGAGGAGAGAGUUUGUAUACGUUGGAUGAGAAGAGUCGACAGAGAGUUUUGGCUAAAAGUUAUGGAAUCCUCGUCGCAAUGGCACCGUUAUCAAUCGAGGCAUGCGCCAUCCCCGUCCAAUCGGUCCCAUUCAUUGGUCCACCCAAUCCGGAAACGUGUUCUCCGUGGUUCCGUCUUUCAAUAUAUUCCGCGUGUUCUAGUGGUCCUCCGAGUGUAUUUCUUCCCCAUGGCUCUCGUCUCACCACCCUUCCACGCCUUCUCCAACAACAGAUCGGAACUAAAAAUUGUCGAAUUCUGGUGUCGAGUGCGAAACACGAACCACAUAUCAUAACUGCUCAGAAUGCACUAUUCGCACUGAACGAUAUGUUGGUGUACUCGUCGAUAUUCGUUCAAUCAGUGCCGCCAGACAGUGACGAUCGGGAUAAAAUGGUUCAUGUGCCGUUUCCAUUCAAUGAAGAAGAACUGAAACAAGACGAUGCAUUCUGUAAUCAUCCGGCGAUUCAGAAGCUUCGAAAACGUCUCGGAUUGGAUCAAAUGGCUGGAUACGUGAUACUUGUGAAGCGAAACGUCGAGGUGACAGUUCCGAUGGCUGGAGGUUCGGAUAUAAGUGGAAGGACGAAGGCGGAGAGUAACAUAAUGCAAGAUGUAUCAAUGAAUGAAGACCGUGAUGAGUUGUUGACUCGUCUCAUGCCGGGCACUUGUUUCGACGACUUCUCAUUGCUCGAUUGUGUUUUUGGAAUUCCGUUGUUUGACUCGAUUUUGAAUAAGACGAUAUGUCAGAGGAUAUUGUCGCAUGGACUGUUGGAACAGCAAAACCGAAUUAACAUCCAAAACUCCAACAAAUGUGUGGUGGAAAUGACAAAUGAACUAAUCGAAACAGCCAACAAUGGACUCACCAAAAGCUCUCAACUCUUCGUUGAUGGUGGAGAUCAAAAGAACUCUCAAAUCGUACCGCCCGUACGACCCAUAUUUUUUGAUUCUAGUCAACUUAUCUCCUAUGGAACAAUUUGA